Molecule: messenger RNA, 1200 nt
Organism: Thlaspi arvense
Lineage: Eukaryota; Viridiplantae; Streptophyta; Magnoliopsida; Brassicales; Brassicaceae
Source: the annotation of a GenBank genome assembly
AUGGAAUUUGUUCACACUAUGAGAGCUGUUCAAGGAUCUCUGAUUGUGUCUUCCCUGAUCAAUAUCAUCCUUGGAUAUGGCAAAGUGUGGGGAAACCUCACAAGGCUUUUCAGCCCUGUUGUCGUAGUGCCAAUUAGGCUUCCCACUGCUUGCAAAUUGCGUGGAGAUUGGCCUGCCAAUGUUAAUAUUGCGGUCAUUUUCCAGCAGUAUCUGAAGAACCUCCAUUCACGUGCUCAUACCAUCCUCGAGAGGUUUGCUUUGCUUUUCUGUAUUGGGCUUGUCUGGGCUUUUGCUGCUAUCCUUACUGCAGCUGGUGCUUACAAUGACGAUGCUAGUAGAGCUAGGCAGAAUUGUCGUGUAGACAGUUCAAACCUCUUGAGAUCUGCUCCAUGGAUCAAAAUUCCUUAUCCUUUUCAAUGGGGUCCUCCAAUUUUCCGAGCAAGCCAUGUCUUUGGAAUGAUGGGGCUGCACUUGUUUCAUCAGCAGAGUGCAGUCCACAGGAGCAAUUUAUGCUGCAUCACGGCUUGCAGGUGCUACAGCACCUCCAGCUCACUGUUUAGCCGAAGCAUUGGUCUACAGGGUGUUGGCCAGCUGCUUGAGGGAAUAUUUGGUGCUGUUUUGUUGUACCACCGCUUCUGUGUAAUUGCUAGGUGCUAUGGAUACUUUAUAAUCCUUCUUAGAAUGAAAAUGUUGCUUCUUGGAUUAACUCGUGUUGGGAGCAGAAGAGUUGUGCAGAUAUCCACUGCUUUCAUGAUCUUCUUUUCCAUAUUCGGGAAAUUUGGUGCCUUCUUUGCGUCUAUUCCUUUACCAAUUUUUGCUGCGCUGCUGUUGGGGUUUCGUUCAUUCAAUUUGCAAACAAGAACUCCUUGCGAAAUAUUUAUGUGCUGGGCCUCACUUUUUCCUCGGAAUAUCAUACCACAAUAUUUUAUUAUGCAUACUGAUCAAAGUACUGGUUAUGGGCCUGUUAAAACCAGUGCUGGAUGGUUCAAUGACAUAUGGAAUACGAUGUUCGCUUCACCUCCUGCUGUGGCAAUUAUUGUCGGAGCUUUGUUAGACAACACCCUUGAAGCAAAGCACGUGGACGACAGAGGGCUUCCAUGGUGGGUUCCCUUUCAGGAAAGGAAAGGAGAUGGCAGAAACGAUGAGUUUUAUAGUUACCCUGUUAGGAUAAACGAGCUAAUUCCCUCCAGAUUCCUCUGA